Hemibagrus wyckioides is the source of this 6402-nucleotide messenger RNA. RefSeq names its product sirtuin 6 (gene sirt6). The transcript has 8 exons. The record is from RefSeq and is a predicted model, not a curated record. The coding region runs from base 135 to 1292 and encodes 385 amino acids. NCBI's taxonomy places the organism in Eukaryota, Metazoa, Chordata, Actinopteri, Siluriformes, Bagridae. Gene Ontology annotation, molecular function: NAD+ binding.
AGGCGGGCCAACACAACCCUAGCUAGAGCUGGAGAAAGCUCGCAGCUGUUUACAAAUAAAUAAGAGCGUCUAAUUGGUGCUUGUGUAUGUUUUUAAUAAAUACACCAAAACUCGAGAUUUAACUACGCUUUGCAAUGUCUGUCAACUAUGCCGCUGGACUAUCUCCCUACGCGGACAAAGGCAUCUGUGGUCUUCCAGAGAUGUUCGAUGAUCCGGACGAGUUGCGAGCUAAAGUGGAGACUUUGGCCCAGUUGAUCAGAGACUCGCAGUACAUGGUGGUUCACUCGGGCGCCGGAAUCAGCACCUCUACAGGCAUACCUGACUUCAGAGGCCCGAAAGGCGUGUGGACGAUGGAGCAAAAAGGAGAGAGUCCUCAGUUUGACACUACGUUUGAAGACGCUAAGCCGAGCGUGACUCACAUGGCACUACUGCAGCUCCAGAGGGCCGGCUACCUCAAAUACCUCAUCAGCCAAAACGUGGACGGCCUUCACCUGCGCUCAGGUUUCCCCAGGGACCGAUUAUCCGAGCUUCACGGGAACAUGUUUGUCGAGGAAUGCGAGAAGUGCAGCAAGCAGUAUGUGCGCGAAAAGGUAAUUGGGGUCAUGGGUCUGAAACCCACAGGGCGCUACUGUGAAAGCACUCGAUCCAGAGGACUCCGAGCAUGCAGAGGGAAGCUGAUCAGCACUAUUCUCGACUGGGAGGACUCACUUCCUGACCGGGAUCUGAACCGUGCAGAUGAGGCCAGCAGGCGAGCUGACCUGGCUCUUACUUUGGGUACAUCUCUUCAAAUUAAGCCCAGUGGUGACCUGCCUCUUCUGACCAAACGCACCGGAGGCAAAGUGGUGAUCGUGAACCUGCAGCCAACCAAACAUGACAAGCACGCCCACCUGAUCAUCCAUGGCUACGUGGACGAAGUCAUGGGUCAGCUGAUGAAGCUCUUGGGCCUGGAGAUCCCGGAGUGGGCGGGGCCAACACUGUGCGAGUCCUCAGGCGGCGACGCGGACAUCCUGCCCUACGGCGCCUGGAAGAAGGAAGUCAAGAUCGAGCUGAAGAUCGAGGAAAAGAAAGAACCUCGGGUGAAGAGGAAAACGCCAAAGAAGGACAGUGACGGAGGAGUCAAAGAAGAGGAAGAUGUCGAGGAUGAGAAGACGUCGUGCGUGACGGGCGUGGGUGACGGUAGAUCACAAGCAGUCAGCGAGCUUAACAGAGCGGAUGAUAAAUCCGAGACUGAACUCUGCUCCUCUUCUGCGGGUGAAGCUAAAAAGCCACGGAUUGACACUCCAUCCUCAUAGAACUUCUGUUUAUUUUUUUAUUUUUUAUUUUUAGUCUUUGGAAUCUCAGUGCAAACAACCAGCAAUACAAUCUCAGGCAGGUUCUCAACCACAUCCCACAUCUCCUCACAGCCGGUGUGUCUUAAACCUGGAUUUUACACUUUUUCUCUGACUAAAUAAAUCACAAAUAAUUUCAUUAGAUUUUCAGACAGACGCAUAAUGAUGUGCGAUCACGUUUAGUGUCAAAGCAACACAAAAACAACAGAUGUGAGUUCUGGCAGCGUCAGAAAUCUUUAAAAAAGUUAAAAAAACAACAACAUUAAAAGCCUUCAGUAGCAGGAUGAUACAGGAAGGCAAAAAUGUCACCGGAUUGCUGAAAGUACAGCAGUAGCUAGAAAAACUGUAACGGAAACAAGCUAACAAACAGGCAAAAUACCCUUAUUACCUCAUAAUGAAAAAUGCUUUGGUUUAAACUGUGCCUGUUUUCUGCUCCGCUCCGAAUAAUGAUGUAACCAGAAUAUAGUCAUUUUCUGUAGUACCCUAAGAGCAUCUUCUUGAGAUCAUCGAUUUUUAUUUUUAGGAUCGCCUCACUGCAAGAAAAAAAAAACAAAAACAGAAGACAUCUUGGCAAGUCUAAAUAUUUUUUUAAUAUAGUCAAAAAUGCUCUAUAAAUUUAAUUUAAAAGAUUACAAUAAACCAGGAUAUAAGAUAUUUUAAAGCUUGAAAUGUUCCGGUUUUAUUGGCAGAUUAUUUAGCUCAUAUUAAGCAUUAAUUUUUUAUUUUUUUUAAUAAUCUGCAAAUAAUGCUUAAUAAUAGUAAAAUAUACCUAGGAUUAAUAAGCUUAUAUUUGUUUUAUUGUAAUCUAAUAAUAAGACAUUUGACUAGAUUAAAAAUAUUAUGACCGAGGCAUCACAUUAUAAGGUGUUUUUUCUUUCUUUCUUUCUUUCUUUCUUUCUUUCUUUCUUUCUUUCUUUCUUUCUUUCUUUCUUUCUUUCAGUGCUUGUAAUGUGAGCAAAAGAUCAGCUUUUUACAGCUUUUAAGCCUGAUUGCCGUGUAGAGCAGCUUUGGAUAAAGUAAUGUAAAGUUAACUCUGAUGUGUGAGGGAGUCGAAGUAUCUACACCCAGAGAGCAAUCCCAAGCAUUAGGGCUGAUUUUCCACUUCUGUAAGACGUAUACAAAUACUAUGCUUUGUAUCUGUUUACACACACACACACACUAGUCUGAGCGCUCAGGUCAGCUCACACUCUCUGCUUAAAUCUGCAGCCUGAGGACAGACGUGAUGUAGAGUUGUUUUAUUUGAUCUGAUUUUUAUUUCUUGUGUUCAUCUUAUACUGUAACCAUGGCUACUUAAGACUAUAGGAUACUUCUAUUUUGAAUAUUUCUACAAACUGCAACAACGCACAAAGCCCCACCCUUUAGCAAAGAAUCAAUCGCUGCCGCCUCAGAAGUGAGAAGUCCAAGCUCGGAAUUCCAUCAUUUCUUUUCUUUUUAAAACCUCUGCUACAAAGUAGGAAAAAAAAUCCCAUGUUUGUCUGUUAGUAACAAAAAAGAGCCAGAUAAACUCACAAGAUUUUAGAUUUAACAAGUGUAUGUUGAUCGAUCUAAAUUGCAAUCGAUGUUCCUUGAUUAAUUCGGAAUUCCCAAGUAGGAAUUUUUUUUUUUCUUUUCUAUUUUCUGGUCAUAGGGCAGGGAAUUCCGAGUUACGACCUCUAACCGCAUGCCGCAUUUGUAUGCGCUGCUUCUGAGAAGUAGAAAUCAGCCUUUGGGUGUGCUUGAGGAGGUUUCUAUGAAAAGUUUCUGGAAAUUAGAGACAUAACAAGGCAUUCCUACAAGAGAAACCAGGACUCAUUAUAUUUCCUGCUUCUGGAAUUACUGGGAUGUUACUUGUUCAACUAAACAUCACUGAUACUUGCAAGCAAAGGAUGACGCAUGAAUCUGUGCAGAUCUUCGUUAAUGUUCAUGCAGCAAAGCAACAGCAAUAAUGAACCUCAAUGGUCCUGGUUCCUUCACUGGGGUUAAAGCACAAACCAGGAAUGUUGUAGUUAUUGUGUAGGAAAGUUCCAGAAAGUUCCUCAAGAGGUUCCUGACACGAAAAAGGAACUUCCUGACGAUGUGAAACUUUGGAGGCCAGAUUUAAGGAUGCAUCCUGGGACUGGAUUAGUCUAUACGAGCUUUGCUUCCACACCAGACAAUACUGUGCAUCAGACUGCAUCAAAAAAACUGUCCAGUUAAACACCUUUUCUUUUCCAGCUAUUUCCUUUUCAGCGACUUUGUUUACUAAAAAAAAUCAUGUGAUAGACUUUGUUUUUUUUUUAUAUAUCCAGCCCAAGUUUGGAAAUAAAUGUAUAAAAGUAAAUUGAUGUCUUGGUUAGACUGAAUUGAAGGCUUUGUGUGUUUGUUUCUGAAUUUAAUUUAGCAUAGAGAAUUUAAUCUAGCUGAAAUAAAACACACAACAACAACAGUGCCAUGUGAUUUCAAUCAAAACCAUUGUGAACUGUUUUUUUUUUUAACAAAGGAAAAGCCAUGCAGCUUUUCCCAUUUUAGCCCAACACACACACACACACACACACACACACGCUCAGCCAGUGUGGGGUCAGAUUGGCCGCAUCGCUUUCGAGCAGCAUGGCAGAUGUCAGUGUGUAGCCGGCUCUGUUUGUGUGAUUGCUCCACAGAGAGCAUGAUCGCUAGCUGCUGUGAUGAACGAUUACUGUUUAAGGCAUCUUCUACAGGAGAUUUUAUCACAAUGGGAUGUUUUGUUCACUGUAAAUCCCAUUAAAAUGUCUUAAUUUUACGGCCUGGGUGUUGGAAGCACUGCUCCUAAUGGCGCUUAUCCACUCCUGCUCAUGUUUGUGGCCAAAAUGACACUUGUACCAAGCGUGAUGGCCUUGUACCUCUAGAGUCGUGGGGUUCAGUUUCUGCCUCCUCCCUGUUUGUGUUUGGGUUUCCUGUGGGUUCGCUGGUUUCCUCCCACAGUUAUAAGACAUGAAGCAUUGUAGGCUUCCAUGUUUUCAUGUUCUUUUCCUAAAUUCAGCCUGAAAUUUCUGUCAGUGGUGGCUGGUGGCAAUACUAGAUCGGAGGGCUAAUCUAAUCUAAUGUAAUCUAAUCUACAAAUAGCUUUACAAUUAAACUAUUAGGUUUGAAUAUUACAUUAUAUCCCGAGCUCUCACUGAUAAUGAUGAUGACAACAGUGACGACAACAUACAAUAAAAAUACGAAGAAAAUAUAACAAUAAUAAUAGUAAUCAUUUUUAUUUAUUUAUAUAUAUUUAUUUCUUUUUCUUUGUAUUAUUUUGGUUGUUGUCAUUAUAAUAAUAUAAUUAUAAUAUAUUAUUAUUAUAAAUGUAAAUGAUAUUCAGGGGAAUGAUUUCGCACACAUGCACUUAAAGGAGAUGGGGAGCCACAUUAGCAGUUUGUUUAUUUAUUUAUUUAUUUUGUUUUUCCACACACACUAUAUUUAUCAUAAAACGGUUAUGAUGCAUAUUCUCCUGCUCAUGUUUGUGGCCAGACACACUUGUACCAAGCGUGAUUGCCUUGUGCCUCUAGAGUUGAGGGGUUCAGUUUCUGCCUCCUCAUUGUGUGUGUGGUUUGCAUGUUCUCCCUGUGUUUCGGAGGUUUCCUCUGGGUUCUCUGGUUUCCUCCCCCAGUCAUUGAAGGCUGAUUGGCAUCUCUAAAUUGUCUGUAGUGAGUGUGUGGUUCUGCACUGGUUUUGUCCAGGCAUUGGCUCCAGAUAUCUCCUUCUCCUUCUCCUUCUCCUUCUCCUUCUCCUUCUCCUUCUCCUUCUCCUUCUUCUUCUUCUUCUUCACCGAACUUGUAUGUAUAGAAGGCAAAUAGUGCUUUCCUCCUCAAAUCUAAUGCUACCCUGUGAUGCAACAGUUUAAAAAAGAUGCAGCUGGAUUCAGGUUUCUGUCAGUAAGCACACGAUAACCUUCACCACUCAACCUGUUGGUAGUCGGUUGGUAUAAACCAAAUUAAUAUAUUAUUAUUAUUAAUAAUAUUAAUUACAAUAAUGAUGAUAACAAUAAUAAUAAUAAUUAUUAUUAGUUUAAUUUAUUUGUUUAUUUUUCUUUGUUUUUUAUUAUUUUGGUUGUUGUCAUUGUAGUAAUAAUAAAAUAAUAGUAAUAAUAAUAAUAAUAAUUAUUAUUAUUAUUAACAUUAUUUUUUAUUAUUGUUGCAGUUGUUAAUAAUAAUAAUAAUACAUUUUUUAUAAUUGGGAAGUAACUAAAUUGGGAUGAAAUUGUGCAAUUGUGGGCUAAUUGCAGCUUAGAUGGUUUGACUGAAGAGUUGACUUUUUUAAACAGCUUUUUGGAGUCAAUUUAUACUUUGAUUAUUCCUAGUAUGCUUUCAUUAUUUAUUAAUAUUAUUCAAUAUUAGAUGGGAGGGGUAAAAUCUAAUCUAAUCUAAUCUACCAAUAGCUCAACAAUUAAAUGAUUAGGUUUGAGCAAUACAUUAUGUCCUGAGAUCUCACUGAUAAUGAUGAUAAUGAUAAUAAUAAAAUAAUAAAACAAUAUAGUAGUAGUCGGUGUAUAAACAGGGGAGAUCUGACUGAUUGGGAAUCGGGAAGUAACCGAAUUGGGAUGCUUACAUUACAAGGAUGAUUGUCAGGUCCUAAAAAUUUGUCAAAAAACUGGAACAAUUUUACUCAUUUUACUGUUAUAUCUUCUAAUACCUUUAAGACGGUCUCCAAAAUUAUUUCUGGGUGUAUUCUCUAAAUCUAAAUCCCUAAACAAAUAAGAAAUAAUCCAUGAUUGCUUGACGCGAUACUUUCUGAUGUGAAGCAAAACCUGAAGUUGGUUCUUUUUUUUUGCUCUACCGUCAUGUCAGGGUUUUCUUCCUCUUACACCACAGCAGAUUUGAAGCAUCAGUUACAAAUUUUAACGUAUUAAUGAACGACACAUGCUUUUGAACGUUCCUGUUAUCACUUGAUUAUGAUAGCUAUAAAAAGCCUCCCCUGUUUCCUGUGUCAAACAUAAUAAAACAACAUCAAAAAAGAAAUGAAAGCACACAGAUUGUCACGUCAAGACAUAAGAAAGUGCAGCGUCUUGGAAAAUUAAAGCACUGAAAUGGGAGACUCCGUCCGUAAAUGGUAAAUAAUAAUCUCCAUAGAGAAAAUAACAUAAGGCAUUCCUACAAGA